AUGCGUAUCAAUGAGUCAUCAUUAACAAGUGUUUUAGUGGAAACACAACAGAAAGAUGACGAAAAAUAUGAAGCUAAACAAGAACAAAGAAAAAGAAAAAAACGAGAAAUCUAUUUUAAGAAACAACAAACAAAACAACCCAAUUAUAAAGCAAAGGAAACACAACAACAAAUCAUUAUUCACGACUGUGGUGUUAUGAAUAUAAAGUGUAGUUUUUGUGGUGCAUUUCAUUUUAAAGCUGAAAAAUCAAAGAAUGGUUCUUUUAGACAAUGUUGUCAUUAUGGAAAAGUAUUACUUCCCAAAUUACUUGACAUUCCAAAAGAAAAACAAUAUGAAAUGGAAUCACUUUUAAAUGAACUAUACAACGUCAAUAAUGUUCAUUACAAAAGCUUUAAAACUAAUAUCAGAGCUAUCAAUAGUUCUUUAUCUUUUGUAUCAUUCGGCGCAAAUAUCAAAAGGUUUACCGGAGUUGCAAAUUUCACAGUUGAAGGACAAGUCUAUCACUCAAUAUCCGUCAUAAACACGGAAGAUGAUAAAAGAGCUUUUGUGCAAUAUUACAUUAUCGAUUCUGAGUUGGCAAAUACUGAAAGACUUGAAGACAAACACAAUAAAACUAUUGAUCCUUUUGUUAUCGAAAGUCUUGACAGAGAAAUAAGAAAAGUAAAUCCAAUCGCAAAGUCGUUUAUUGUGAUGGGAGAUAUCAUUAAAACACAGCCUAAAGAUACAAAGGUUACUCUUGAAUUUGUUCGUGAUAAAAGUAAAGAUGAAAGAAGAUUUAACACUCCAACUUCAAAUGAAAUCGCCAUAGUUUUUAUCAAUCAUGAACAUGAAGGAAAAUCUCCAUUUAACAGAGAUAUUGUUGUAAGAAGUCGGCAGACAACAUCACAACCUAAUAAAUACACAAGAAUAACAACUCUGAGUCCAUAUAUCGAUCCUAUGUGCUACACACUUCUUUUUCCUUUUGGGAACAAAUAA
Molecule: messenger RNA, 975 nt
Organism: Entamoeba invadens IP1
Lineage: Eukaryota; Evosea; Mastigamoebida; Endamoebidae
Exons: 1
Coding region: 1-975 (324 amino acids)
Source: RefSeq, a predicted model, not a curated record